AUGGAGGACAGGAAGAGACCCCCCAUCAGCACCGCCGAGGACCUCGCUCCUCCGAGCAAGCGACAUCAAUCCGUCAAUGGAAGCAAGUCCAAGGGCGAUAGUGGCGACCACGCCGAGGAACACUGGAUCGAGAAUUACCAAAAGGGCGCCAUUUACCGGCAACUUCUAGAAACAAAAAGGGAAAAGCAAGAGUUUGAGUCACGCGUCGAGCAGUUGCAAAAGAAUAUUGUGUAUCGCGAGGAUCAUAUCCGCAUCAUUGAAGUAUGGUGGAAGCAGGUUCUAGAGGAGAUGGAGCAGCUCGUGGACCCUGCAACACCACCCUCCGGCCCAACAAACCCUCCGUACAUUACCAGCACGCACUUUAAAGAUAACGACGAGUUCCAAAGGCAUCUUGACGAGACAGCCUCUGAUAUUAAGAAGCGAGCCGAAGCUGUGCUCAAUCGCAUUGCAAACGCCAGGGGAGAAAUUACGCCAAACAUUGCUGACCUGGAGACUCGGGUCAACAGCCUGCUUGCGCAGCAAAAGGAAUAUCUGGUCAAGUUGGACCGUGCACAGCAAGAGAAUGAGCAGCUAUCGGAAGACCUCAACAAGGCCAGCCUUCGCUUUUUCAAGGCCGAAAAGCGCAUGGACAGAUUAAAGAGCGCGCAGGUUCAGAAGCUCGAGCAGCAAUUCAUAGCCAGCGCCAAGCCGACAAUCGCAACAGGGGAGAACGGACAGGAUGCCGCCGAGGCAAACGGUAACGCUGCCGAGGCACUGCUCAAGUUUGAGGAGGCGUCGGCGGUCGUCAACAAGCAAAAGGAGCAGCUGGAAUCUGCGCAAGCCGAUAUCAAGACCCUACAGGAGGAGAACUCGGCGCUAAAGGCACGACGCGAAGGCCUCACCGACGAAGAUUUCAUCCGGACCGACGUGUUCAAGCAGUUCAAGAACCAGAACGAAGACUUGAUCAAGCGCGUCAACCACCUAGAGGCCACAAACAAGCAGUUGCGAGAAGAGGCCGAAAAGUUGCACUCGGAGCGGACGGCCUUCCGGACCAAGCUCCACGACGAGGCGCAGACGAUAACAUCGGACCUGGAGCGCCAAGUUGAGGAGCGCGACGCAGACCUCACACGAAUCCGCGCCGCCCGGGACGAGUGGUACGCCAAGGCCAACAUGCUGGAAACCCGAGAAAAGGAGGAGAAGCAGGCGCUGCAGCACCUCAAGGAGCUCACGGGUGCCCAGGAGGACCGAAUUGCAUCCUUGGAAUUGGAGCUGCAGCGUCUGAAGCCCGAAGACCAGCCGAUGGCGGAUCCCGACCCCGAACUGGAGAGCAUGCCUGCGGAUGAACUUAUUUCAAAGUACAAGAAGCUGCAGCAAGAUUUCGAGUCGAUCAACAAGGAGUUGCCCGCUCUCCAACAGGCGUACAAGCGAUCGAUGGGUCUCGCACAAAAGAAGGUGAUGGAGUACACGGUUCUCGAGGAUCGGGCAGCGGCCGCACUCGCCGAGAAGCAAAAGGUCGACCAAAAGUACUUUGCAGUGAAGAAGGAUGCGGACAUGAGAGACCGCGAACUUGGUGUGCUCCGAAGCCAGAACCGCAAGAGUUCUGAGAUUGUUGCGCAGCUCAAGGAGGUGGAGGCGCAAAACCGGAUACUGAUUAGCAACCUGGAGAAGCAGCUCUCGGACCUGAAGCAGGCCAACGCCGCAAUGGCUGCAGAGCACAAGAAGAUGGAGUCGAGCAGUUCUGACGCGGCGCGCCGAGUCGAUUCCUACAAGAACCAGAUUGGCGAGUUGACCACCUUGGUCAAGUCGCGCGACGCCGCCAUGGCUGCGGCCAGGGAGCGCACCACAACCCAAGAGGCGGACGUUGAGCGCCUCAAAGUCCGCGCCGACAUGAUGCAAAAGGAGAAGGACGAAUGGAAACGCAAGGCGUUGAGCAACUCGUCGGAAGAAGAAGAGAUGCUCAGAACCUUUGCACUCUGCACAGUGUGUCGCAACAACUUCAAAGAUACGGCCUUGAAGACUUGCGGGCAUCUUUUCUGUCACCAGUGCGUAGACGACCGGAUCAGCAACCGAAUGCGCAAGUGCCCCAACUGCUCGAGGGCCUUUGACCGGCUGGAUGUCAUGUCUGUUCACCACUAG
This is a messenger RNA of Colletotrichum paranaense, 2115 nucleotides long. Its product is annotated as BRE1 E3 ubiquitin ligase. The transcript has 5 exons. Gene Ontology annotation, cellular component: nucleus; HULC complex. Bases 1 to 2115 code for a protein of 704 amino acids. Gene Ontology annotation, molecular function: ubiquitin protein ligase activity. NCBI's taxonomy places the organism in Eukaryota, Fungi, Ascomycota, Sordariomycetes, Glomerellales, Glomerellaceae. The record is from RefSeq and is a predicted model, not a curated record.